GGUGAUGGCUGGCCAGUGGAAGGUAGGCCGCCGGGGGAGCUGCACGUGUCGUCCGCUGCCUCCUCCACUAACUGAAGGUGAAUAGAACGCCUCGUCUCGUCCUGAUUCGGAGAAUGACACGGACUGUGAAUGUUUACUAUGGUGAUUCUCAAACGUUGUGUCGCUUGUGUGUGAACAUCUAAGGUGCAGUGAUGGCUACAGUAACCUCCCCACCAUCACUGCAACAGGUGUGUGAGGCAGCUGCCAUUGCCUGGCUCAUUCAGUGGUCGGGCACCUUGGGUGAGGUUGCCGCUCAGGCGGCAUUUCUAGAGACGCACGUGAUCUCGUCUCCCUCCUCGGACAGACUUAAUCAAAAUCUACCUGAACAGUGUCACAAAAGGAAGGAAAAUACAGAGAAAAUUACCAGGUCAUGUAUAAGUGAAACCAAUGGAAGAUGCUGCAGCAAAAAUUCUGUCUUGAAAUAUGAUACUCAAACUACUGACUCUAAUAUUGUUGAAGAUCAGGUUCAUUCGCUAACAAAAGUGCACAUACAGAACUUGGGCACUAUAGUAAUGAAAUUUGUCAGUAGUAGUGUACCUAAAGUUACAAAACAGUGUAGUGAAAAAGUAACAAAGACUGAGAAUUUGAACCAAGUAUAUUAUCCAAGUGCCAUUCCUCAAAAGCUCCACAACAACACAUUAAAAGGGAACAUAAAACACUGCUCAACAUACCUUAAAUCAAUCUUGCCACCUCUACUGAUUGAUCAAAUAUUGACCUCUGCCUGGAGAAUUGUCUCAGAGCAAAUGAUCAUUAGGUGCCAAGAAAAACUUGUUGCCCGAAGCAAUGAAAAUUACAUCUUUAAUUACCAACUAGCUAACUGGACCAGAAGAGCUCCUGUUUUGCUCUUAAUUGCUGCAAAUAUUUCAAAUAAGAAGUUCCCCUUAAAUAUAUCAGAUAUAGCAGUAGAAAACUUUGACUAUAUACUGAAUUUUAUGCACAAAUACCUACCCUUGGAACAAGUGAAUAAAUUAACUUUACCAAAAAUGAGAUUCAACCUUAAUGCACAAGUUAAAACUGAAAGCUUUGAUGUAUUCAAAGAUAUUCUUCAAAAAACUUCAUUAGUAAGUCUCACUUUAAACUCUAAUGUAUGUGAUGAUAAGACAUUAAGCCUCCUCUCACAACUACCCCUCCAAGAACUGGAUAUUACAAGCUGUACAGCAAAAGAGGAAGACAUUAUUAAAGGGCUUUGUGGGUUAUCACUGUGUACAGCUCGUGAUGUGUUUAAGGCUGCUGCUUGUGGCAAUUUCUGGGACAACAAAUUGUGCCCUCUUAGAAAAUCUUUGUGUAGACUUUCUAUUUCUCUCCGUUAUAUACAUAGCCUGGUGUACCAUGCAAUCCUGUUUAUAUUUCCCAACUUGCAAUACUACAAUCCACACAUAAAUAUCAUUCAGUGUGUUCACAGUUAUGCAAGGGUUUUCCAAUAUAUCAAUAAUGGCAACUCUAUUCACAAUCUACCAACUCUAAAACUAGAAAGAAUAAACAUGGGCCAUGCCACUGUAAAUGAAAUCUCAGAAAUGAGUCAAGUCUGCCCAGCUGUAGAGAAAAUAUCACUAAUUGUUGAGCUCAACUGCAUGGAGACCCUGAGUGCACUAACCACAUGCAAACAAUUAACCCAUAUUGAGCUUGCCUAUUACCCACCAUUAUCUUCAUCCAUUCCAAAAAUAAAUGGAAGAGAAAUCCUUCCUAUCAUCAUGUACUUUAAACCACAAAUACAAUAUCUAAGCCUCACUGGCUUUAACAUAAAUGGCAAAGUUCUACAUGAACUCUCCCAGUUACCAGUAUUAAAAUCAUUGGAACUGCACAACUCGUGGAUAUCAAACCCACAAACUUGCCCUCAAAAACCAUUUCCUCAUCUGGAAAAUCUCUCUCUCCAGUUUCUUCCCCCCAAAUGCACAAUGCAACUCCUCACGGCAAGCUCAAAUUUAGUCAAUUUAAGCUUUGACCACAUAGCUUCUGACUGGGAGGGAAAUGACCUCACUGACAUACAUAUAAAACACCUAGUGACUUCAGGAAUGAUCAGUUCUGUUCAGUCCUUUUCAGCAUCAUCUCCUUUCCUCACUCUUGCCUCUCUGAAAGUGUUGUCAUUUCUACCAUUCUUGAAGAGCAUUAGUCACGUUGCCCGCUGGGGUUUAACACCAGAAGAAUUACGUUGUCUCAACCACUCUAGCCCACCUCAUGUCCAAUGCAUACCUUAAUUUAAUGCUUAGUGCAUUACUCUGCUUCUCAGGGAUCAAUUAGCUGUCCAUUUUAAUAAGUCUAAAUCCAAAAGAUUACAUUUGUUUCUUUUCCUCACAUACACACACAUAAAACAAAUACGCACACAUACAUGCAUGCCCAAAUCAACAGUGCUCAGACCACUAUGGCAGUGCAACAUGUGCACUGUACAUCCAUUAAGGUUUUCCCCAUAUUUAAUAUUCAUUCAUUUUUCCAAGAGCAUACAAACUAAAAGCUUCUACCAAAAGCUGAUUCCCACACAUUUAAUUGCAUGACUCUCAGGAGCAAAAAGCCACUGAUACUACAGCUUUUGUACUGCAAAAAUAUUGAGACUCAAAAUACUGUGCCUUACUACAGUAGCAAAUAACAGCCUACAGUGCUGCUGCUUCAUACACAGAGAGCAUAAACAGCACAUCUAUGCUCCUGGAUAACAAAAUGCUUCCAUAGUAUUUAGCAGCAAUAUAUUACUAUUGAAAUUUUCAAUGCUUACAUUCUCCCAACAUUGAUUAUCUGACUUCAAAGUUAACUACAGAGAAUUUAUAUAUAUAUUUUUUGUAAUAAAAUGACAAAAUGUU
Molecule: messenger RNA, 2828 nt
Organism: Procambarus clarkii (red swamp crayfish)
Lineage: Eukaryota; Metazoa; Arthropoda; Malacostraca; Decapoda; Cambaridae
Source: RefSeq, a predicted model, not a curated record